Molecule: messenger RNA, 1036 nt
Organism: Scomber scombrus (Atlantic mackerel)
Lineage: Eukaryota; Metazoa; Chordata; Actinopteri; Scombriformes; Scombridae
Gene: rilpl2
Product: Rab interacting lysosomal protein-like 2
Exons: 4
Coding region: 27-617 (196 amino acids)
Biological process (GO): cilium assembly
Cellular component (GO): cytoplasm; ciliary basal body
Molecular function (GO): protein dimerization activity
Source: RefSeq, a predicted model, not a curated record
UUAACUUUAUCGUGGUGGUGGUCGUUAUGGAGUUUGGUGAGGAGUCGUCGCCAGCUUUGGCUUUCGAAAAGGACGCGUUUGAGCUGACUGUUGAAGAUGUUUAUGACAUCUCAUACGUCAUCGGGCGAGAUUUGUUGAAAAUUAGCAGUAGUGGUGAAGAGGUGUCGGAUUUGCAGUUCAGGAUAGUCCGUGUUUUGGAAAUGUUCGAGACGCUGGUCAAUAAGUACAACUUGUCUCUAGAGGAGCUGAAAAUGGAGCGAGACAACUUGAAGAGUGAGCUGGACAGGAUCAUCAAAGAGAGCUCAUCCGGGCAGGGCACGCAAACGGCAGGUCCAAACCAACUGGUGGUGGACCUGACAGACCCCAACAGACCACGCUUCACCAUGCAAGAGCUGAAGGAGGUCCUGCAGGAGAGGAACCAGCUGAAGGCUCAGCUCAUGGUGGCUCAGGAGGAGCUUCAGCUGUACAAGAGUGGGAUUCUGCCACAGGCCGAACCAGCCAUGGUGGAAGUGGAGCUGGACACACCAGCAGCUACAGAGCACAGUCCUCCUCAAAUAAAUGAUGCAAAAGAGGAAAAAACAACCAUAAGCAAACUGUUUUCAUUCAGGCGAAAAUAAGACAAACCACUGACAGGAACUGACCAUGUAGAGGACAAACAGGAUUUGUCGGCACAAUUUUCUCAGCAGCAGUUAACCACUUUUUUAUUGUCUGUUUUUUUACAAUAUGUAUUUGUCAAUCUAACAAGCACUGUAUUUUAAACCAGUGAUUUUUACCUAAUAUGCUAAAUAGUGAUACAGAGUUGCUGUAGCAAAACUAUAUACACUGUAUCAUGUUUGAAGACAUCAAAUGAACAGAACUGGCAAGUAUUAUGUAAUUGGUAUUGGUGAUCAUUUUGAAUGAAAAUUGAGUUAUUUAUAGUCUUGGAAAAGUACGUUUUUAUGAAUCUAAAUGAAGUCUUAAAAGAAGCAUUGUUGUUCUAAUAAUCUAAAGCACAUUUUCCCUGCUUUCUCUCUCCCCUCAAAAUGUUAAAGAACAA